Symsagittifera roscoffensis is the source of this 3089-nucleotide messenger RNA. Its product is annotated as neuronal acetylcholine receptor subunit beta-3-like. NCBI's taxonomy places the organism in Eukaryota, Metazoa, Xenacoelomorpha, Acoela, Convolutidae. Gene Ontology annotation, cellular component: synapse; plasma membrane; neuron projection. Gene Ontology annotation, molecular function: excitatory extracellular ligand-gated monoatomic ion channel activity; transmembrane signaling receptor activity; transmitter-gated monoatomic ion channel activity involved in regulation of postsynaptic membrane potential. Gene Ontology annotation, biological process: regulation of membrane potential; chemical synaptic transmission; nervous system process. The record is from RefSeq and is a predicted model, not a curated record.
UAAAUUGCAUUUCAAUUUUUAAUCAAUAUGGUUUUUAAUAAUUAAAUUCAAUAAAAUCGUCCAAUCAAAAUAGAGAAAAAAUUGUGGUAUUUUUCACUUAUAUUAUGCAGAUUGUCAUCUUAUUUUACCACCAUUUUAAACAACAUUUUGAAUUAUUCACCCCUUGGCUUGAAACUUUUCUCGUCUCAUUAUUUUUAUUGUUAUCGAAACCAAAUAAUUUGAUUUUUUUAUGGCUUACCGGAUAUAAUAGAACGUCAUCAAUUGACACACGCCUAUUAUAUAGUGCUCGAAUUCCUGAAGAUGUUAUGAUGCUUAAAGAACAUUGAUUGCAGAUAUCAAAUUACACCAAAUAAAUCGCAGUUUGUGGCGCAGUUGACUCUUUGCUAAUCGGAUAAUCUUUUUUAUUAGUCUUGACCUGACCUGUUGAAGAUAAUUCAUUUCAAUCAAUUCGACCCAGUUAGCCAAUCCGACCUCAUUUCCAGGCAGUUUAGUUUUCGUAUCCAGCCAAUUUUGUAUUUACAGUUUUUGGCUAUUAUUAACAACAAUAAACAACAAACGAAAUUAGAGUAGAUCUCGCAGUUCUCAAGAGUCUUUUCUUGGUUUAAUACUGAAGAUGGUUACUUAAUUUAUGCUAACCGUAUCUAUUUAAAACCAGUCAAUUUAAAUCAGUCUAUUUUGCCGUAACAUUAUAUUGGUUUCGCUGGAUCAUUUGGGUCGCUUCCUGAGGUUAAAAGCCCCCCUAAGCGAAACCUCCCAGACGGUCCUAUUUAAACGCUAUCUUCCUCCUUUGUCAAAUUCUGUUCAAACUCGUUCAAAUUCUGUUCAAUUUCUGUUCAAGCAAUUCACACUUCGGAAGGGAAAAGCUACGUAGAUAAAAGAUUACAGGGUCGAUUAAGAAAAAAGUGAAGUUCUCUUUUGAAGUUGGCUCUCAGUCCUAUCGCAAAUUUUUAACCCCUUUAUUCAACUAAAAUUUCCCAAUUUCGGAUCUAAAAAAAGGUCUCAAAGUAUCCAAAAUAUGGUCCCAAAAUGAACCCAUAUGUGAUAUAUGGCCGUUAAAUUUUAUUCAAUGUAUCAAUAAUGACCCAAAACAUAUAAACUUCAAAAAUCUUCUGUUAUUUAUGGUAUAAUUGCUCAACUCAGCUUCCUUUUUAUACGAUUUUUCAUUAGACAAAUUUCCACGAUGAUCAUUUCACUCCGUUAAAUUCGUUUCAUCAGUCUGUGGAAAAACCAAUUCACGAGGUCAAAAAACUGCUGUUUAAAAUUGGUUUGGAAAUCGCGGAAAAAAGCAUAUCAAUCUGAUUUGUUGUUAUUAAGUUAUCGCCUACAAGUAAAAGCUGACCGACUUUUUAUUCUUACUUUGAGAACAAAGCAACUCGAUUGCCAGAAUGAGAUUAGGAGGAAGCAAUGUCAAUUUUGGCACUAGCGGGAACAGAUUUCAACAAGGAGGGGGUGCGGAUUACGGCAGUGGGGGUUUGCACAGCAACACUUACCUUGGGGGAGAUGCAGUGUCUCGACUGUUGCUGGCCAACUACACCUUUCGGUCACGCCCUGUCGUGAACACUUCCAACCCAAUUGUGGUCGAGGUCAUGCUCACUGUAAUUCAACUCAUCACCCUCUACUGGACCGAUGAGUUUCUGGUUUGGGAGCCGGAAGACCUCAACGACAUCCAGUGGAUGACCUUCAGAUCCAGCGAGAUAUGGGUGCCAGACAUCGCCAUCGACAACAGUAUCAAGUACGAGCGGGAGGACAUGGACAUCAAAGUGGAGAGUGGGGGGAGGGUGUGGUGGUCGAUGCCAGCUGUCAUCCGCACCUCCUGCAACAUCGACACAAAAAAGUUCCCCUUUGACACCCAAACAUGCAAGAUCACUCUGGGAUCCUGGUAUCACUCCCCUUCUGAACUGGACCUGGUAGUGUACCACAACCACAGCCAGAUGAAGACUCAAUACUUCAUGCACAAUGCCCAGUGGGACAUAGUGUCCACUAAGAUUGAGACACUGAACGAGUACCACGCAGACUACGACAUGACAUUCCGCACCAUAGAUUUUACUCUCUCCUUCAAACGGAAGAGUCUCUAUUUCCUUCUCAUCCUAAUAGUGCCAUUCGUGAUGAUCUCGGCCGUGUCUCUGUCCAACUUCGUGCUGCCGUGCGAGAGUGGGGAGAAGAUCUCCCUCGGGAUAACAGUCCUCCUCUCUCUCUUCGUCAACCUGCUCAACCUCGUCGAUCUCCUCCCAGAGUCCUCCGACAGCUUCCCCAUUCUAGGUAGUUACUAUUUGAUAUCGAUGGGGCUUGUGGCAAGUUCAGUAGUGAUGACAGUGAUAGUUCUAAAUAUACAUCACCAGCCUAUCAAAUCUCGCAGAUUGGUCCAUCUACUCAGAGACGCAGCCCCCUUCCUGUUCCUAGCCAGACUGCUUUGUGUGGGAAGACCAGUUAAAACUCCAAAAAAGUUCUCAAAAAUAAACUCACUUGCGUACCAAAUGAAGCCAUCGUUAAAUGGAUUGGCCGCAAAAGAAAGGCAGCCAAUUUCUCAAUUGGCAGAUACUUAUUUUUCCAACAGAAUGAACCACAAUCAUAGUUCCGCUAAAAACCCGCCACAAUUGAAUCUUGUCCAAAACAAGGGUAGCUUAUCCGACUUAUCCCAAAGCUGCACAGACGAUUGUGGCUAUCCUAGUUUAAAUUCUCAUUUCAACGGUGAUGUCAAGUCUUUUCCAAAACAAAAUAACAAAAGUGUUCACAUGGGCGAGAUCCGGAAUCGAACCGGUAACCCUCGAAUUUUGGUGUCAGACGAAGAAGAGGCAGUUUCGGAGCACGAAUUGGAGCUGAUAAAGUGUCUGCAAUUGUUGCAGGAUAUUAAAGACAGACUAACGAGAGAACAGAGCAAAGAUUUGGAAAAGGAGUAUCAGAAAUAUAUUAAAGAAGAGUGGAGAUAUUUGGCUAGAGUAGUCGACAGGCUGUUGGGUCUCUGCUACGUACUCACUUUCAUAGCGCUAAUCAUAGCUUUCUCCUAGCAAUAACUGCCCAUUUAGAAACAAUUUACUACUAGCAGAACAUUUUUUCUCCUCAAUUGAUUUUUUUUAUUAUUAUUAUGUAGA